AUGAGUGAUAAAGCGCCAUCUAGAUCGUACGACAUGAUCAUGAAGUUGUUGCUCAUCGGAGACUCCGGUGUGGGCAAGUCGUGUUUGUUGUUACGUUUUGUUGAGGACAAGUUCAACCCUUCCUUCAUCACCACCAUUGGCAUUGACUUCAAGAUCAGAACCAUUGAGAGCAAAGGCAAGAAGAUCAAGUUGCAAGUCUGGGACACUGCUGGCCAGGAGAGAUUCAGGACCAUCACCACUUCGUACUACAGAGGCGCCAGGGGUAUCGUGUUGAUUUACGACGUGACCGACGCCAGAACUUUUGAAAAUGUCGAAAACUGGUUCAACACCGUCACUCCACAUGCCAACGAGAAUGCCCAGAUUUUCUUGGUUGGUAACAAGUCUGACGACCAGGAAAACAGACAGGUGUCCAGAGAGCAAGGUGAGGAGUUGGCAUCCAAGUUGAAGAUUCCAUUCUUGGAGGCUAGUGCCAAGACCAACGAGAACGUUGAAGCUAUCUUCUACGAGUUGGCUGGUAUCAUUCAAGAUAAGACUGUCGAUGAGGAGCCCCAGCAGGGCAGCUCAGGCAUCAAUGUUUCUCUGACGACUAACAGCGUUAAGAACAACUGCUGUUAA
Messenger RNA from Candidozyma haemuli, 615 nucleotides. It is a transcript of the gene SEC4, whose product is annotated as Rab family GTPase. Gene Ontology annotation, biological process: protein secretion; protein localization to plasma membrane; regulation of exocytosis. The transcript has a single exon. Gene Ontology annotation, molecular function: GTP binding; GTPase activity. Gene Ontology annotation, cellular component: plasma membrane; endosome. Lineage: Eukaryota; Fungi; Ascomycota; Pichiomycetes; Serinales; Metschnikowiaceae. The record is from RefSeq and is a predicted model, not a curated record. The coding region runs from base 1 to 615 and encodes 204 amino acids.